AUGCCUCUCGGUAUUGGUAUCAAAGCAGCGGAUUCGCAAAAUCGCCGAGCGCAAAUAUUCCAUGAGAAAACGGGUUAUAAAAUUCAAAAUCCAAACUUAUUAAGAGAUGCAAUGUGGAGUGUGGAUUACCCUGUCUGGUCGGCCAAUGAUGAAGAUCCUAUUGGUCGAGGCAAGCGAUUUCUUAAGCUUUAUUUCGAGGGAAGGAUUAUACCUCAUAAUCAAGGCUUUAUCAGUCAAGAUUCAGCCCACCACUUCGUUCGAUGGCUUUUAGAGAGCGAUGUUGUCAACGAGGUUGGUAAACGCAGUGGUUUGGCAGAAUUAAUGGAUAAUGGUGAAUGCAGCUCCUACGAUCGAUUACUCUUUGCUGUGGUUGGCCUAGUCUACAAAGAUAGCGAUGGUAGCUUGUUAUAUGUCGGUAAUGUGAUUGAGAAAUUAUUCAAAAAUGAAAUUAAAAGUGUACUAGAAUCGAUAUCUUGUAAGGUAGCAUCAUCAUCAAGCGCUAGUGUCAAGGAAAAACGUCCAGCUCAAGGAAAUAACACGUCCGUUAUUCCUGAUCUAUAUCAUGCAAUCGAUCAGCCCAAUAUCGACUUUAAACUUUUACAGUCGAUUAUCCAACGUGAAAGUUCUUGCAUCAACGAGCCUGACUCAACUGUAAAUGGUUAUACGCCUUUAAUUAAGGUACUGGUGGCUAGUAGCUUAAGUGAUAAAGAUAAAUGGAAACGAAUUCAGUUAUUAUUAGAUUGCAAUGCUGAUUGGAAUGCUACAGAUAGCGGCAACAUUAGUGCUAUCGAUGUCUUGUACCAAUUCUGCCCACAAUUAGUUCAAUGGAUUGAAGAAUCAAGUUAUGGACAAGCAUUCAGAGCAGCACUUCGUGAUAGAGAAUCACAUAAAGAUCAAAAACGAUACAUGGAACAAAAUCAUACAGAAUUGGGCUAUGAAGAUACAACGUUAAAAUUGAUUUUUCGACAAAUUAUUACCGUCGAUUGCAAUCUCAGACUAGUAGCAUUAAAAUUGCGUCGUAUUGAUGUCAAUCGGCGUUAUCCUAAUCGACGUGGCGAUACUUUAAUCAUGGCGUUAAUUAGAGCAUGUACAUUAUCCCAAAGGGAAAAAAUACACCGUUUGCGAUUUUUAUUAAAAUAUGGUGCUGACUGGGAUAAGAGGAAUAAUUGUGGAGAGAGUGGUAGAGAUUUAGCAGGAAAUAUUUCAAGCGACUUUAUUGAACAAGUUGAAGAUUGUAAAGAAAGCGUCAAAAGGGAUCUAACGGAUGAUUUACGUGAUCGAAAUGAAAAUAUCAAUCAGUCAAAACAAUCGUAUGGUAAGCUUGCUGGUUCAAAGCCUACUAUAAAAUUAGAACCCACUGACACUCAGGUCGAUACACCUACUACUGGUAGUUCUGCUACUGUUUAUAACCAUAAUAAUCAUUUCCAAGAAACCAAACCGAAUGUCAACAAAUUAACCACCAUUAAGGUUAAAGUUGAGCCAACGAAUGAUGAUCAUGUUAUGAACAAUUCAGCGGAAAAGAGCUCUAAUCCAAAAUGGCAUGCUACCGAUGUAAAUAAUGCUAAUGCAGCUUCAACAAAAGUACGUGGAAAGAACAAAUGGCCUAGAGUAAACAAGCAAAGGCCAAAACGAAACGCCAUCAAUCAGAAUCAAACAAAUAUGGAAUCAACGAGUAGAACGUUCUACCGUGAAUCGUAUUUUGUAAAUCCUAUGAGAAAAGGCAAGAAACCACUACCUGUGGCAGAUCAUAACAAAUUACCCAGUUGUCUAUGUAGUCAAACUAGUACACUGGAGGAUAUCGAAGGAAUUGUCCUUGGUAUUAACAACGUUAACUACCAUACCCAAUCGAGUAAAGGCGAUCUACCAAUACAUCUGUUGAUAAGAACGAAAGGCCUUUCCUUUUCGGACAAAGUGGAACGAAUUCAAUUAUUGCUAAAGUAUGGAGCAUCAUGGAAGAGAAGGAAUUUUAAUGACGAAACAGGUGUCGAUUUGGUGCAUCGAUUCUGUCCAAAGCUUGCCGAGGAAUUCGAUCUAAAUGAUCUUAGCGACCGCGACUCGGACAGUACUGAUGAAGAAAGCUAA
This is a messenger RNA of Trichoplax adhaerens, 2082 nucleotides long. RefSeq lists its product as uncharacterized. Lineage: Eukaryota; Metazoa; Placozoa; Uniplacotomia; Trichoplacea; Trichoplacidae. The transcript has 3 exons. The coding region runs from base 1 to 2082 and encodes 693 amino acids. The record is from RefSeq and is a predicted model, not a curated record.